Molecule: messenger RNA, 917 nt
Organism: Lathyrus oleraceus (garden pea)
Lineage: Eukaryota; Viridiplantae; Streptophyta; Magnoliopsida; Fabales; Fabaceae
Product: acireductone dioxygenase 1
Exons: 4
Coding region: 154-717 (187 amino acids)
Molecular function (GO): acireductone dioxygenase [iron(II)-requiring] activity
Source: RefSeq, a predicted model, not a curated record
ACAUAAGGACCGGGUGGUAAAAAUACACCACAAUAAUAUAAUCCAUUUAUAUUUCUAUUAUUACAUUUUUUUUAAUAUCUCGUAAUCACAAAUAUAUAAUAGAGUUUUGUAUGGGAAAAGAACCACAGUAAACUAGAGGAGUGUUUGAAACUCAUGGCGAUUCAGGCAUGGUUGAUGGACGAUUGCAAUGAAGAUCCAAGGCUUCCUCACCUUGGCAACACCACUCAAUUUGUUUCGUUGGAUCAAUUAGCAGAACUCGGGGUUUUAUACUGGAACCUGAAUCCUAAUGACUAUGAAAACGAUCCAGAAUUGAAGAAAAUUAGGGAAGCUAGAGGAUACAGUUACAUGGAUGUGCUUGAUUUAUGCCCACAGAAAGUUGAAAAUUACGAAGAGAAGUUGAAGAACUUCUACACUGAGCACAUUCAUGAGGAUGAAGAGAUUCGGUAUUGUUUGGAGGGGAGUGGCUACUUUGAUAUUCGAGACAAAGGUGAUCGUUGGAUUCGCAUUUGGAUCAAGGCUGGUGAUCUUAUCAUUUUACCAGCCGGAAUCUACCAUCGGUUCACUCUUGACAUGAGUAACUAUGUGAAGUUAAUGAGGUUGUUUAUGGGGGAGCCAGUAUGGACGGCUCAUAAUCGACCACAGGAAGAUAACCCUGCUAGAAAGGAAUACAUUAAGGGCUUCACUGAGAAAACUCGAGUGCCGCUUGCAGCUCAUUAGGCCCUUAGAUAUCUUGUUUGGGACAUUAUAACUUUAUAGUUUGUGAAGAACUCUCUAGUAUGUUAUGUUUAUUGUAUAGAUUUUGUCAUAAGAGAAGACAUAUGUAUGAACCUAAAACAGAUCAAGCUUGGGAAGAAACUGUCUUAAAAAGUCUUGAGAGCAUUAGUAAAUGUUAUUUUAUGUCUGUGUUUGUUGUUCAA